CUCCAGCAGGUCAAGCAUCCACCCCAUCCAUCAAGCAACAACAUCGCACUUCUUCUUGCCCUCCACUUGGCCUUGUCCACACACUGACUUUGACAACGAUGAUUGCUCUCAAGCACGAGCGCCUUUUCGGAAACGGUCUUUCUUCCCCCUCGUGCUCUUUCAUGAUUAGACCGCCAUUUAUGCUUUGUCAAGUCAGGCUACAACAUAAGCUCUGGUUCCCAUGCUAGUUCCACCACCAAUAAACCAUGCAGACACACCAUUUCUCCAACAGGGGACACAGCAAGAUAUUGCACAUACCUUCCCUUGCUCUUGUGUUGUUGAUCUGCUUGGUCUCUCCUACAAGUUCCUGCACCGAGCAGGAGAAGGCCUCCCUCCUCCAGUUCCUCGCCGGGCUUUCACAAGACGGUGGCCUCGCUGCGUCCUGGCAGCAUGCAACGGAUUGCUGCCAGUGGGCAGGGAUCACCUGCAGGCAAGAUACGACGAUCACCGAUGUCUUGCUGGCUUCAAAGGGCCUUGAGGGGCACGUCUCAGAGUCCCUUGGGAACCUAACAGGGCUGCAGCACCUUAACCUCUCCCACAACUCACUCUCCGGUGGUCUGCCACUGGAACUGGUAUCAUCCAGCAGCAUCCUUGUCCUUGACAUCAGCUAUAAUCAGUUCAACGGAACACUGCCAGAGCUGUCAGCUUCGACCCCUGCCCAGCCACUCAAGGUACUCAACAUCUCAAGCAACUUCUUUACAGGACAGUUCACAUCCACCAAAUGGAAGGGAAUGGAGAAUCUGGUCGCGCUCAAUGCCAGCAACAACAGAUUUACUGGGCAGGUACCAACUCAUUUCUGUAACACCUCCCCAGACAUCUCUGUGCUUGAUCUGUCUUUCAACCGCUUCAGCGGCAGUCUCCCCCAAGGCCUUGGUGAUUGUUCAAAGAUGAUAGAGCUCAGGGCAGGGUACAACGACCUCAGUGGAACUAUCCCAGAUGAACUCUUCAAUGCUACUUCGUCGGAAUACCUGUCUCUUUCUAACAAUCAUUUGCAUGGAGUUCUUGAAGACGCACACAUAUUUAACCUCAGAAAUCUGUCUACCCUUGAUCUUGGAGGGAACAAUCUCAGUGGUAAGGUUCCAGAUUCCAUAGGCCAGCUCAAGAAAUUGCAGGAGCUCCAUUUGAACAACAACAAUAUGUCAGGGGAGCUGCCAUCGGCUGUGAGCAAUUGCAUAAAUCUGAUAAUAAUUGACCUCAAGAGCAACAAUUUCAGUGGAGAACUUGCCAAUGUGAAUUUCUCCAACCUGCACAACCUAAAAACUUUAGACCUUCUGUACAACAACUUCACCGGGAAAGUUCCAGAAAGCAUAUACUCUUGCAGCAAUAUGACUGCACUGCGGUUAUCUGGCAACAAAUUACAUGGGCAGCUUUCACCACGAAUAGGUGACCUGAAGUACCUCACAUUCCUGUCACUUGGUAAAAAUUCUUUUAAAAACAUCACAAAUGCACUUCACAUCCUUCAGAGCUGCAGGAACCUUACCACCCUGCUUAUAGGGCAGAAUUUCAUAGGAGAGCACAUGCCAGAGUUAGAGAAAGUUGAAGGUUUUGAGAAACUUCAGGUUUUGGACAUUGGAGGAUGCCCAUUGUUUGGAAAAAUGCCUCUUUGGAUAUCAAAUCUAGCAAAUUUAGAGGUGUUAGUCUUAUCUAACAAUAAACUCACUGGAUCAAUACCAGCCUGGAUCAAAGCCCUAAAGCACCUCUUCUAUCUAGACGUAAGAAACAACACCCUCACAGGGGAAAUUCCAACAAUAUUGAUGGAUAUGCCAACGCUAAUGUCAGAGAAUAAAGAAGCUCAUUUGGACCCCAGGCUCUUCGAGUUGCCUGUUUAUAAGAGCCCAUCACUCCAAUACCGCAUACCCAUUGCUUUCCCUAAAGUGCUGGAUCUAAGCAACAAUAAAUUCACCGGUGAGAUACCUCUGGAGAUUGGUCAGUUGAAAGCUGUCCUUUCACUCAAUUUCAGCUUCAACUACUUGACAGGACGGAUUCCACAAUCAAUAUGCAAUCUAACAAAUCUGCUGGUGCUAGACUUGUCCAGCAACAAUCUUACAGGUGCAAUCCCAGGUGCAUUGAAUAGUCUGAACUUCCUUUCAGGAUUCAACAUUUCUAACAAUGAUCUAGAAGGCCCUAUUCCAUCUGGAGGGCAGCUUAAUACAUUUCCGAAUUCUAGUUUUGAUGGGAAUCCAAAGUUGUGUGGCUCUAUGCUCACCCACAAAUGUGCAUCAGCUUCAACACCUCUAGUCUCCCAAAAUCAAAGAAAUAAGAAGGUUAUUUUUGCAAUCACAUUUAGUGUGUUCUUUCGAGGCAUUGCUAUUCUUUUGUUGCUGGGGCGUCUCUUUGUCUCAAUCAGGAUGAAGGGUGUUACAGCAACAAGUCAAAGGGGGAAUAAUGGAGACGUUGAUGCAUCUUCAUUCUACUCCAGUUCAGAGAAAACAUUAGUGGUGAUGUGGAUGCCACAAGGCAAUGGAGAAGACAACAAGAUCAACUUUAGUGACAUUUUGAAAGCCACGAACAACUUUGACAAGGAAAACAUUAUUGGAUGCGGAGGUUAUGGCUUAGUCUACAAGGCAGAACUACCUGAUGGCUCCAAGCUGGCAAUUAAAAAGCUCCACGAUGAAAUGUGUCUGAUGGAAAGGGAGUUCAGGGCAGAGGUUGAUGCACUCUCCAUGACACAGCAUCAAAAUCUCGUACCACUAUGGGGUUACUGCAUCCAGGGAAACUCAAGGCUGCUCAUAUAUUCCUACAUGGAGAAUGGCAGCCUAGAUGAUUGGCUUCAUAACAGGGAUGAUGACGUUAGCUCAUGUUUUGACUGGCCAACUCGGCUCAAGAUCGCACAAGGAGCAAGCCUGGGACUUUCUUAUAUCCAUGAUGUCUGCAAGCCUCAGAUUGUCCACCGUGACAUCAAAUCCAGUAACAUCCUACUGGACAAAGAAUUUAAAGCUUAUGUUGCUGAUUUUGGGCUAGCCAGAUUGAUUGUUCCCAACAGAACUCAUGUUACAACUGAGUUGGUCGGCACUAUGGGUUACAUCCCCCCUGAGUAUGGGCAAGCAUGGGUUGCUACCUUGAGAGGUGAUAUAUACAGUUUUGGAGUAGUCCUGCUUGAGCUGCUCACUGGAAUGCGACCUGUUUCAGUCCUAUCUACAUCAAAAGAACUUGUCCCAUGGGUUCUACAGUUGAGGUCUGAGGGCAAGCAGAUUGAGGUCUUGGAUCCAACACUUCGAGGAAUAGGAUACGAAGAGCAAAUGCUGAAGGUGGUUGAAAUCGCUUGCAAGUGUGUCAAUCAUAAUCAAUUCAGGAGGCCAGCUAUGAUGGAAGUAGCCUCCUGCCUGGCCAGUAUAGACGAUGACCAACAGAUGCAAAGAACAGCCAAGAUAGAAGGAACAACACAUGAUAGAUAAUGUAUUUUCGUGCACAAUGUACAUGUACUUUCUUAGUUUCAUACAACUACUACUUCUGAUAAUCUUAGAGAUUUAUGUUUGUACUCUGUACAGAGCCGCGCAGGUUGCCAUUUUCAGCUUUAUACGUUCUUCUUUAAGGAAAGAUUUUUAUAAAAUCCAUCAUCCUUUAAUAUUAUUUUUGCGAGGACCUUUGGAUGUCCCUCUAUAUACGUAUUAUACUAUAUGUUUUAUGUUUCACAAGCAUGAG
This is a messenger RNA of Triticum aestivum (bread wheat), 3681 nucleotides long. RefSeq names its product tyrosine-sulfated glycopeptide receptor 1-like. The record is from RefSeq and is a predicted model, not a curated record. Gene Ontology annotation, biological process: protein phosphorylation. Gene Ontology annotation, molecular function: ATP binding; protein binding; protein kinase activity. The transcript has a single exon. NCBI's taxonomy places the organism in Eukaryota, Viridiplantae, Streptophyta, Magnoliopsida, Poales, Poaceae. The coding region runs from base 246 to 3434 and encodes 1062 amino acids.